Paraglomus brasilianum is the source of this 1188-nucleotide messenger RNA. NCBI's taxonomy places the organism in Eukaryota, Fungi, Glomeromycota, Glomeromycetes, Paraglomerales, Paraglomeraceae. The record is from the annotation of a GenBank genome assembly.
AUGACUGAAGAAGGAAGACAAGAUCUUACUCCAGAACAAGAACGCCGCAAGAGACGACGUGAGUUGAGACAAAAAAAAAUCAUAGCUAAAGCUGGAGAUAGAUUGCAGCAGAUCACACAAACACAUAAUUUGGAAGUACCAGCGAAAAUCUCACCAGCGAACAGCCAACAAUCGUCUCCGACUUCUACCGAACCUCCUGCUAGACUCGUCGAAUGCUAUAAUGAUCCAACUUCCUACUCCACAUAUUUACGAGAAAAACCUGACGCACCAGAAGUCACAGUAUCCUCCCCCUCUACUUCAAACGGUGAAACAGCAUUCAAUUUUUCAUCUUCCCCCGAACGAAUAGUUAGCAAUAAUGGCAGCACCUCAACAAGACUCUCAUCUCCAACACCAAUACCACAGCCACAAGGCCAUGCUACGCGAAGACGUUACUCUACGCCUCCAUCACCCACCACCACUGGAACUACACCACCAACCAGUGGAUUCGCACCCUUUCAACAGACAGGAGAUGACAGCGACGGAUACAUGGAUGAUGACUACUUUCGAUUAAUGUUAGAAAAUUUUCGAGCACGGAAUAACAGUACCGGCUCGCUAGCGUCAACAGUUGGAGGCAGUGUGUCUAAUGAGAUGCCGUAUCAUAUAUCUUCGUCAGUUGCCGAAGAAUCGGAAACAGAAGAUCAAUCACAACCGUUAGAUCAAUUACCGUUCCCGUUCCCGUUUGCUAAUCUGCAGUUUCUACCACAAGGAUUCACGUUUCAAAUGACCGGUCAGGGACAGAGGGAGACGGACGUCAAGAGCAAACUAUGGGAUUUAACACAUCUCUUGGUCAUGUUUGGGAUUGGGUUAUAUACCGUGAUGGAAGAGUUUUCUGUGGAAAAGGGAGCAUGGAGUAGGUUCGCGUCGUUGAAGAGAUCGGGUGAGAGUAUUGGAUAUUGGCCUUUAUUUUGGUACUUUACACUAGCUGAAGUAAUAUUACAGUCAACGCGAAUACUAACCUCUGAGAGUCCUCUCUUCCAAAAUCCAUCUGUAAUCAACACACUUGCAACAAGAUUGCCUCGACCAAUUCUUGAUGUUGCUACGAUCUUGGUGCGAUACAAGUUGAUAUGGGAUUGCAUCUGGACGGACAUUUGUGUGUUAGUAUUUCUUGUUGGAUGUUUCGUUGUUGUUGCAUCGUUGUUUGCAGGAUAA